This is a messenger RNA of Physcomitrium patens, 934 nucleotides long. RefSeq lists its product as uncharacterized. The record is from RefSeq and is a predicted model, not a curated record. Gene Ontology annotation, molecular function: serine-type endopeptidase activity. Lineage: Eukaryota; Viridiplantae; Streptophyta; Bryopsida; Funariales; Funariaceae. Gene Ontology annotation, cellular component: membrane; signal peptidase complex.
GUCAAAUUCAGUCGCGGUUGUUUGGCGGAGUCCCAUUCUGAGAGCACCGAACUCGACGCGAUGGGUGCCUUCGGGGACGCAAUAGCUUCGAUCAAGGCAACGAACUUCAGACACAUCGCAUUGCAGGCAAUCAGCCUAGGAAUGAUUGUGACGUCAGCUUUGAUCAUAUGGAAAGGGUUGAUGUGCCUCACGGGGAGUGAAUCUCCUGUCGUCGUUGUGCUCUCAGGCAGCAUGGAGCCUGGUUUUAGAAGGGGGGAUAUACUCUUCCUUCACAUGGGUAAAGCUCCAAUCCGAGCUGGAGAAAUUGUUGUCUUCCACGUCGAAGGGCGGAAUAUACCUAUUGUACAUAGAGUUAUUAAGGUUCAUGAGAACGUUGAAAAGGGAGAUUAUGAGGUUCUUACGAAAGGGGACAACAAUACUGGUGAUGAUCGUCUUCUUUAUGCGGAAAACCAGAUGUGGCUACAACGACAGCAUAUUAUGGGACGAGCAGUUGGAUUUUUACCGUAUAUUGGGUGGGUUACCAUCAUUAUGACAGAGAAGCCCUACAUCAAGUACCUUUUGAUUGGAGUUCUUGGCUUGUUAGUAAUAACUUCAAAAGAUUAGUGUUUCUGUCUUCAGAUACAUAUAUAUAUUUUUUUAGAGAUACGAGAGCUCCACAUUCUUUGAUGUGGUUGUUUCCAUCUUAGUCCUUCUCAAUCUCUGAGGUGACUCUUGUAAACUGCUACCUUAGAAGUAAACAAACUCAUCAACUCAUUGCUCUCUAAAAAUAUGGUGGAGAGCUUUGUUGUAGUAUGUAUGACUUGUUCUCUAAAGCCGAUAGCCUGAAAUCGCUGCAACUGUGGAUCCUAAUAGUUGAAGUUAGAUAUUGCAGUACUACUCCCGUGCCGUGGUAGUUGAGCAUUGUAUCUAAAUUCAGAUUGGUGUUCCCUGUUUA